GAGAACCCGCAGGCCGUGGAGCAGGAUGACGUCGACCUGCCGCCAGGGUCGCUGACAGACGCAGGCCUGGAAACGGCCAAAGCGUUCGGCAUCACAGCUUCCAGCAAUGGCCACACCGUCGAGAGGAGUCGCACCGAAGCCGGCCCGGCGAUCGCGCCCGGCUCGCGCGUCGUUGUGCAUGGAAUUGUGGCGCAGCCACACUUGAACGGCCAGUUCGGCACGGCCGUCGAGUUCGACGAGGCCGAGGGGCGCUGGAAGGUCGCGAUGGAUGACGGGGGCGGGAAGAUGCUGAGGCCAGGGAACCUGGCGGCCUGUGGCCAGGCCGACGGGCAGUCCGCGGGCUUCGCACCGGCGGCGCCCGCUGCCGCGCCCGCGGGCGGCAGCGCGGCCGACGCGGCCUGCGGGGUGAUCUCGCCGGGAGAUCUCGCGUCUUCGUGGCUGGCGUCAGGGCGCAGCCGCACUUGA
Messenger RNA from Prorocentrum cordatum, 465 nucleotides. The record is from the annotation of a GenBank genome assembly. NCBI's taxonomy places the organism in Eukaryota, Dinophyceae, Prorocentrales, Prorocentraceae.